UAUCUUACCGUUGGGCGUUAACGUUGGUUAAUUAAUAAAAAAAAAAAAUGGGGAAAAAGACGAAGAGCUGACUAGCAUGAUCUGAUGGUACUAACUGCUAACUGCUAAUUAAUAGAGUAGUGUUGACAGAGAAGAUGACGACGUACUCAAUCUUAAAUUUGCCACUUCCCUUUAACUUCACCGACUAUCGAUCUCUGAAUCGCCAUACUUCUAUCAUUUACCCAUUAAAUUCGACAAAACCAUCUCUCUCCCCCCAAGCUCUUCGAGUUUCGCGCCUUUGCAACUGCAAAGCCACAGCAACGCCCAUGGAAGUUACUGCAGUCGAUAGCACCGGUAGCGGAAACCCACCCAUGAAGCUAUUGUUUGUGGAGAUGGGCGUUGGCUAUGAUCAACAUGGG
Molecule: messenger RNA, 398 nt
Organism: Jatropha curcas
Lineage: Eukaryota; Viridiplantae; Streptophyta; Magnoliopsida; Malpighiales; Euphorbiaceae
Source: RefSeq, a predicted model, not a curated record